AUGGCUAGACUUUGUCUCACCUCUCAUGUUGUCCGGAGGAACCAUUCCUUGGAGAAGAAAGUCAUGUGUGGAGGUGACUUUGAUCCAGAGACUUCUCCCAGCCUCACCCCUGGUCAUGGUGGUGACUUCCCUGUUAGCAGCCUUCCUGUAGCCGAAGAUACCUAUAGAGUGAGCUUGGCCAAAGGUGUGUCUAUGUCUCUGCCUUCAUCACCCUUGCUGCCUCGACAGUCUAACUUGGUGCAAUCAAGAUCAAACAAGAAAUCACCAGGUCCUGUCAGGAAGCCUAAGUAUGUGGAAAGCCCCAGAGUGCCUGGAGAUGCAGUUAUAAUCCCGUUCAGAGAAGUGUCCAAGCCAACAGAGCCCAAUGAGAAUGAAGCAAAGGCCGAUAAUGAACCGAGCUGCUCACCAGCAACUCAAGAACUGUUGACAAGGCUGGGAUUUUUACUGGGAGAAGGGAUCCCGAGUGCCACACACAUAACCAUUGAAGAAAAAAAUGAAACCAUGUGCACAGCUCCUAGCCAAGGCAUCAGUCCUUGCUCCACACUAACAAGCAGCACCGCAUCUCCUAGCACCGAUAGCCCCUGCUCCACCUUGAAUAGCUGUGUCAGCAAGACGGCAGCCAACAAAAGUCCCUGUGAGACUAUUAGCAGCCCUAGUUCCACCCUGGAAAGCAAGGACAGUGGAAUUAUAGCCACAAUUACAAGUUCAUCCGAAAAUGAUGACCGGAGUGGGUCCAGUCUGGAAUGGAGUAAAGAUGGAAGCCUAAGGUUGGGGGUUCAGAAGGGAGUCCUUCAUGAUCGCAGGGCAGAUAAUUGCUCCCCGGUGGCAGAAGAGGAGACCACUGGGUCAGCAGAGAGCUUGUUGCCCAAAGCUGAAGCCUCAGUUGGAGAUGGUCCAGUCCCUUAUUCUCAGAGCUCCAGCUCACUAAUAAUGCCACGGCCCAACUCAGUUGCAGCAACGAGCUCAACCAAAUUGGAAGAUCUGAGUUACUUAGAUGGGCAGCGAAAUGCUCCUCUUCGAACGUCCAUUAGAUUACCAUGGCACAAUACGGCAGGAGGUAGGGCGCAGGAAGUUAAAGGACGAUUUACUCCCUACAAGCCACAAGACAUUUUGUUGAAACCCUUGUUGUUUGAAGUACCAAGUAUAACGACAGACUCUGUGUUUGUGGGAAGGGAUUGGCUUUUUCACCAGAUAGAAGAAAACUUGAGGAACACAGAACUUGCAGAAAAUAGAGGAGCAGUCGUUGUUGGCAAUGUGGGAUUUGGGAAGACGGCGAUCAUUUCUAAGUUGGUAGCACUUAGCUGCCACGGAAGCCGCAUGAGGCAGAUUGCUUCCAACAGCCCCAGUUCAUCACCUAAACCUUCAGAUCCUUCCCAGGAUCUCCCUUUCAAAACUCCAUUGCUUUCACCUGGUUCUUCCACAAGUGGUAUCCACACAGCCAAAACACUGUCUGGGUCUGGUACUCCUGAAAACCAGAGACCGAAAGAAGAUGCAGUGAAAUACCUUGCUUCUAAGGUCGUGGCCUACCACUACUGCCAGGCUGACAACACGUACACAUGCUUGGUGCCCGAGUUUGUGCACAGCAUCGCAGCUUUGCUCUGCCGGUCCCAUCAGCUUGCUGCCUACAGAGACCUUCUGAUCAAGGAGCCCCAGCUCCAGAGCAUGCUGAGCCUGCGAUCCUGUGUGCAGGACCCUGUGGCAGCUUUCAAGAGGGGCGUGCUGGAGCCACUCACAAACCUGAGACACGAGCAGAAAAUUCCUGAAGAAGAAUACAUUAUUUUGAUAGAUGGCUUAAAUGAAGCUGAGUUUCAUAAACCUGAUUAUGGAGAUACACUUUCUUCAUUUAUUACCAAAAUUAUUUCUAAAUUUCCUGCCUGGUUGAAGUUGAUUGUGACUGUAAGAGCAAAUUUUCAGGAAAUCAUCAGUGCACUGCCAUUCAUCAAGCUUUCCUUAGAUGACUUCCCAGACAACAAAGACAUUCACAGUGACCUGCAUGCCUAUGUCCAGCACAGGGUCCACAGCAGCCAGGACAUCCUCAGCAACAUCUCUCUGAAUGGCAAAGCUGAUGCCGCCCUCAUCGGCAAAGUGAGCAGCCACUUGGUGCUGCGGAGCCUUGGCUCCUACCUGUACUUGAAGCUCACCUUGGACCUCUUCCAGAGGGGACACUUGGUCAUUAAAAGUGCCAGCUACAAGGUCGUGCCCGUGUCUCUGUCUGAGCUAUACUUGCUGCAGUGCAACAUGAAGUUCAUGACCCAGUCUGCCUUUGAGAGAGCACUUCCGAUUUUAAACGUGGCUCUCGCCUCUCUCCACCCCAUGACGGACGAGCAGAUUUUCCAAGCCAUUAAUGCUGGCCACGUUCAAGGAGAGCAGGGGUGGGAAGACUUUCAGCAGAGAAUGGAUGCCCUCUCCUGCUUCCUCAUUAAGCGGCGAGACAGAACCCGCAUGUUCUGCCACCCGUCCUUCAGGGAGUGGCUGGUGUGGAGAGCAGAUGGUGAAAACACAGCCUUCCUGUGUGAGCCCAGGAAUGGGCAUGCUCUUCUGGCAUUCAUGUUCUCACGACAGGAGGGCAAGCUGAACCGCCAGCAGACCAUGGAGCUUGGCCACCACAUCCUCAAGGCACACAUUUUCAAGGGCCUCAGUAAGAAGACAGGAAUCUCUUCAAGCCAUCUCCAAGCCUUGUGGAUUGGUUACAGCACAGAAGGGCUAUCUGCUGCCCUCGCCUCUCUCAGGAACCUUUACACUCCCAAUGUGAAGGUGAGCCGUCUCCUGAUCUUGGGUGGAGCCAAUGUGAACUACAGGACAGAAGUGUUAAACAAUGCCCCUAUCCUGUGUGUCCAGUCUCACCUUGGUCAUGAGGAAGUUGUCACUCUGCUCCUGGAAUUUGGUGCCUCCCUGGAUGGAAUGUCAGAGAAUGGCAUGACUGCCCUCUGCUAUGCAGCAGCUGCCGGCCACAUGAAGCUGGUGUGUCUGCUGGCCAAGAAAGGGGCCAGGGUGGACCACUUGGAUAAGAAAGGCCAGUGUGCGCUUGUACACAGUGCGUUGAGGGGCCACGGUGACAUUCUCCAGUUCCUGCUGACCUGUGAGUGGUUGGAGGGUCCCCAGCAGCCAGGAGCACUGAAGAAGAGCCAAGCCCUGCAGCAGGCACUGACAGCAGCUGCCAGCAUGGGCCAUAGCUCGGUAGUCCAGUGCUUGCUGGGAAUGGAAAAGGAGCAUGAAAUAGAAAUCAAUGGCACCGACACAUUGUGGGGAGAAACAGCUCUCACGGCUGCUGCAGGAAGAGGGAAACUGGAUGUCUGCGAGCUAUUGCUGGAGCAUGGAGCUGUUGUGUCUCGGACUAACAGGAGAGGGGUCCCACCUUUGUUUUGUGCAGCACGACAGGGGCAUUGGCAGAUUGUGAGGUUGCUUCUGGAGUGCGGCUGUGAUGUGAACCUGAGUGACAAGCAGGGACGGACGCCCCUUAUGGUGGCUGCAUGUGAAGGGCACUUAAGCACCGUGGAAUUUCUUCUUUCAAAAGGUGCUGCCCUUUCUUCUCUGGACAAAGAGGGUCUGUCAGCGUUAAGCUGGGCUUGUCUGAAAGGUCACAGGACAGUGGUUCAGUAUCUAGUUGAAGAAGGAGCCGCAAUAGACCAGACAGACAAGAAUGGCCGCACUCCUUUGGACCUGGCAGCCUUCUAUGGGGAUGCAGAGACAGUGCUGUACCUGGUGGAGAAAGGUGCUGUGAUUGAGCACGUGGACCACAGCGGCAUGCGUCCCCUGGACAGAGCCAUUGGCUGUCGAAACACAUCUGUAGUGGUGACACUACUGAGAAAAGGAGCCAAAUUAGGAAAUGCUGCUUGGGCGAUGGCCACGUCCAAACCUGAUAUUUUGAUUAUACUUCUACAGAAAUUAAUGGAGGAAGGAAAUGUGAUGUACAAAAAAGGGAAGAUGAAAGAAGCAGCCCAGAGGUACCAGUAUGCCUUAAGGAAGUUUCCUCGAGAAGGAUUCGGAGAGGACAUGAGGCCAUUCAAUGAAUUAAGAGUCUCUCUCUAUCUCAAUUUGUCUCGCUGCCGAAGAAAAACAAAUGACUUUGGCAUGGCAGAAGAAUUUGCUUCCAAGGCUCUGGAAUUGAAACCCAAGUCCUAUGAAGCCUUUUAUGCCAGGGCAAGAGCAAAGAGAAAUAGCAGGCAGUUUGGGGCAGCUCUGGCUGACUUGCGGGAAGCUGUGAAACUCUGUCCCACCAAUCAGGAAAUCAGGAGGCUGCUGGCCCGCGUGGAAGAGGAGUGCACACAGCUCCAGAGGAGCCAGCAGCUGAAGCAGCAGGGCCCUCCCCCAGCCCCACCCAAUGAUUCAGACAACGAAGAGGAUGCCUCAGCCCCAGGUUUACAUGACCACUUUCAUCCUGAAGAGGCCAAAGAGGAAGAAACCUCUCCCCAGGAAGAAUCCCCUUCCCUGACUCCAAAGCCUCAGCCAUCCUCAUCUGCCCUCUCCCCGUAUAUCCGAACCCUUCAGGAAGGCCUCCAGUCCAAAGUAAGGCCCGCAUCACCACAGAACAGGCCAGCAGUCAUCAGCAAGCCCCUGCGGGAGCCGGUAGCUCAGCCUGGGUUUAUGCAGCCCACCAAGCAGGCACAGAUAGUGAAAACCAACCAGCAUCUGGGUUCUGGACAGUCUGGCAUGAAAAAUGGUAGCACAAAGAUUCAGGUGUCUUCUCAGAAUCCUCCCCCAAGUCCCAUGCCAGCUAGAAUCCCUCUAACUCCUGCUGGUAACAGAAACCAGCAUUUAGAGGGGACAAGUACUUUCACUGUGGGAGCCAGUCCUGGCCCUUUUGGGGAUCGGCUAGGUCCUGGCCAAAAUGUCCAGCUGCAGCGCUGUGACAGUGGCACUGCAUGCCCUUUGCCAAGCAAGAUAAAAACUGCAGAGAGGCUUCUGUCUCAUCCCUCCAUGGCUGGAGAUGUAGCCCCUCCAAACCAAGGUGGGCCUAUGAGCUGCAGUGACAUGCGACACCCAGCUUCCCUUGCCAGCUCAGGCUCUUCUGGUUCUUCAUCGAGCAGCAUAAAAAUGUCAAGUUCAACCAGUAGUUUGACUUCAAGCAGCAGCUUUUCAGAUGGCUUCAAGGUCCAAGGACCAGAUGCUCGAAUUAAAGACAAAAUUGUUAGCCAGGUUCAGAGUGGUGCAGGUGAGCACAGACCACGGAAUACUCCUUUCAUGGGCAUCAUGGAUAAGACUGCAAGGUUCCAACAGCAGAGCAAUCCUCCCAGCCGCACCUGGCACUGUCAGGUGGCAGAGGGGCUACUGGCAAACACAUCAUCUGCAGCUGGCCUGCAGUCCUCAAACUCUGAGAAGCCUUCCCUCAAACAAGUAGGGGGUUAUAAUAAUCAAGCCAAAACCUGUUCUGUUUCUACUGUGGGUGGGAGUGUCCACAAUGGGGCACAAGUAAAGGAACUAGAAGAAAAGAAGUGCCAAAUUCCGGUCCACUGUCAAGAUAGCAGGGUAACUAAGACUGUUUCUCACCUGUAUCAGGAAAGUCUCUCUAAACAGCAACCUCAUAUCAGCAGUGAAGCCCACAGGAGUCACCUUGCUGCCGCGAAACCAAAGCGAUCAUUCAUAGAAUCAAAUGUGUGA
Molecule: messenger RNA, 5598 nt
Organism: Orycteropus afer afer
Lineage: Eukaryota; Metazoa; Chordata; Mammalia; Tubulidentata; Orycteropodidae
Gene: TANC1
Product: tetratricopeptide repeat, ankyrin repeat and coiled-coil containing 1
Exons: 25
Coding region: 1-5598 (1865 amino acids)
Biological process (GO): regulation of postsynapse organization
Cellular component (GO): glutamatergic synapse
Molecular function (GO): protein binding
Source: RefSeq, a predicted model, not a curated record